Molecule: messenger RNA, 10935 nt
Organism: Hylaeus anthracinus
Lineage: Eukaryota; Metazoa; Arthropoda; Insecta; Hymenoptera; Colletidae
Gene: da
Product: transcription factor 12
Exons: 13
Coding region: 892-2919 (675 amino acids)
Biological process (GO): regulation of transcription by RNA polymerase II
Cellular component (GO): transcription regulator complex
Molecular function (GO): DNA-binding transcription factor activity, RNA polymerase II-specific; protein dimerization activity; RNA polymerase II cis-regulatory region sequence-specific DNA binding
Source: RefSeq, a predicted model, not a curated record
CUACUGGCUAACCAGCUACCCGCCUUCUAAUCCUCUCGCGAUUGUUUCCGCCGCGACCGUAACGUCGCGACGCGAGUUCUCCGCUUCGAACUCUCCGCCUCGAAUUCUUCUGCCAGCGAGUUCCACUGGGAUUUCGAAUUCUCGUCGAGUGGCGGUCAUCCAAGCAGGUUCCUUGUGAUUUUGACGCGCGUGAAAGUCCUCGAAACGUGUGUGGAACGCAUUGUCGAGGAAGGUAGUUGGUUCGUUGAAACGCUCCGGCGAUCGCGGGAUUCUAAUCGGAGACUGCUAGUUGUCAAAAUUGCCUUCGAUCGUUAAUUGCAAUGUUUUUCUACCUUGGCUUUAAAAGAGUUGCAGAUUCUCGUCCUCUAACCCAAUUAGACACAGUCACAGGUUCUCCAUGAACAUUUUCUAUUCGUUCGGGUGGAGUACCAACACUGUAACCUAGUCCUAGAAGAGCAACACUCGUUAAUUGUCCCAAGUGUAAACUCUUGAUCGUUCUAGAGAUCAUUCUACGGAUAAAUUAUAGAAAACCUUCGACUCGAGCAGGAAGAGUCGUCCUACGCGAGAUUGUUUCUCCUAGACGCUGGACAGAUAUUUAUCUCGCGACUGUGCAGAAUAUUCACCAGUGUCGUGGGCUGGAAGGAUCAAGAUGUUAAUGUCUCUGGCGAGAGGGUCGAACGAUAGCGCUUGGAUCCAACCGUCGAGGUGACCAGUGGAUCAACUCUCUCGAAGACUGUGUAUCGAGACAUCUUCGCCCGAUGGUGAAGUGUGAUUUAGAUACACAUGCCUCCGUAUACUGCGAGACGAAACAUGGUCAGUCGAUAUAGACGAAACCGUUGACCCGAAUCUAGUAAAAGAUCGUUGAUCGUUGAAAAAAGCGGAGACUCGUAUAUGGAUCUUAAUUUCAAGAACAACUCCGACCUCAGGAUGAAUCAGCGAAACUUCCAGUUGAGCGACUUCGGAAUCGAGCCGAAGCCGAGUCACGUGAGCGAACAGCGCGAAGUCAGCUCGAGGUAUCGCGUCGCGAAUUUGCAGGUGCAGCAGGCUCAAAUCAGGCCUGGAAGGCUCGGUUCGGGGACCGGAGGAUCGAGCCCUCUGCAAGUCGCCUGCAAUCGUUCGCGAAUCUGUUCGAACGGUUCCGUGUUGACGUGCGCCAGUCAAAGGAGAAGUCCGAAUCAAUCGGCGAUCGGACCGUUGCAGAGCGCAGGGGAUCGAUUCCAAGCCGCCAGCCCGAGCAACUUGCCCGGAAGUGGUUCCAUGUUGCAACCGACCGUUUCCUCGGUACCGUCGCCCGGCUAUUGGAAUCAUUACAGCGGACAGGAGAGCGGGUACGGCUCGGAUGAAUUUGGUCAGGACUCUCCGAGAUACACCUCCCCAAAGGCUGCGGCGCUCUACGCAGACCCUUACUAUAUCGAUGGAAAUGCUGCAGGAACGGGUCCUGGUGACCCAUGGACGGGUGGCGGUGGCGGCGUUCAGCCCCCGUACAGUGGAUACGCACCUCCUCACCUGGCCCAGCCAGCCUACCCCAUGCACCUACCCCACGACCCCAUGGCGUACUCAGCCAUGUCGCCGAACGGAGAACCGGCAGCGCCGAUUCUGGGCUCGGCGGUCACCAGUGCGGCCUCACUGCCACCAAUGUCCACAUUCCGAGGUAGCGUCGCAGUCGCGGCGAACAGCGGUACCGGUGCACCAUCCCCGGCGUCGUUGCAAUAUAGUCAUAGUCCGGGCGCACCGACGACCGCACCAUCCGCACCCAAUUCUGCGCCCACGACGAACCAGCAACCCACCACGGGAGACAACCUCGGCAAGACUCUCGCCUCUGUAGUAAGCGCCAGAAUCUACCCCACGGACCAAUCAGUAUCGAGUUAUAGCAGCAACCCAUCCACUCCGGUUAGUUCGCCACCGCCUUUGACGGGUUCCGCGCCAGGCUGGGCAGCAGGUGCUGCGCCAGUGUCACCGCACUUCACGGCGGAUCCCAACCGUGGAACCAUUCACAUGCCGGCGCCUGAACAGCAGAGGCUAGACGAUGCCAUCGGCUUCCUUCGCGACCAUGCCGAGUUGGUACAGGGAACGCGGAUGGAGGAACGGCUGGACGAUGCCAUAAACGUUUUGAGGAACCACGCGGAAAGUCAGCUGGGUCUUCACAUCGGUCCUGUCGGUCCACACGGUUCCAUCUACGCCCAUACGUCACCACCGCAACUGGACCACUUGACGAGUCCACAUCCUGCGGUAACAGUGGCACAACCUCAAGGCUCCUACCCUGGUCUCACGCCAACGCCCGACACGGACGGUUCCAUAAAAAUCGAGAGGUUACCUGUGACAAAUGCCAAAUACGUCUCCUUAGAAAAGAGAAAGGAUCCGCCGGAUAGCAGCGGCGGUGAAACGAAACCCUCUAGCAGCGAGCUGGCGGCAGCGGGCGUCAUUGGCGCAGCCACGGUCAACUCCACGUCUCAGGGAAAAGGGACAAAGAGAUCGCGCAGAUAUUGUUCGAGCGCCGAAGACGAGGAUGACGAUCCCGACGUGAAGGCGCAAAGGGAGAAAGAGAGGCGGCAGGCGAACAAUGCUAGGGAAAGGAUACGUAUCAGAGACAUCAACGAGGCCCUCAAGGAACUAGGAAGAAUGUGCAUGACGCACCUGAAAACGGAUAAGCCUCAAACAAAGCUUGGCAUCCUCAACAUGGCGGUCGAAGUGAUCAUGACGCUGGAACAGCAAGUUAGAGAACGAAACCUUAACCCAAAGGCAGCGUGCUUAAAAAGGAGAGAGGAGGAAAAAGCAGAGGAUGGGCCCAAGUUACCUGGCCAUCUCGCUGCGCACAUAGCACACCCACAUCCACAUCCCCACGCGCAUUCUCAGCCAUCCUUCUCCACGAUGCCUGGCCCGCCUCCUUCCCUUCAGCACAAUCCGUCGCAGCCACAGUAGCAGCGGCUUAGCGGCGGUGUGAUCCUGUGUUAAGGGGUAGAUACAGCUUAAUAAUUAUCAUAGUUUCGGGACUUUGGCGGAACUCGCGCAUGCAGACACGAACUACCCUCCGGCCGUGCCAGUAGUACGAAUCGAGGAAAAUUGUAGGGGUACCGCGGUCUAUCGAACACGUCUCUUGACUAAUAUUCCAAGGAGAGGCGAGUACACUAAGGACGACUGCUCGGUGAACGGGAAACGUCGAUUCGAGGACUCUGCGCUGUCCAAGGGGCUGUUGUGCAUACCGUAAUAUUCGCGUGCGAGCGAUUACACCCGGUAGUAUCCGUGGUUUUCCAAAGUGACUCUAAAUACAACACGUACGAGGAACAGGAGAUGAGUGGUUGCUCUGUAUGUCGCUGCGAGCCAUCGAAAAAUUAGGAAGUGAGAGAGAGAGAGAGAGAGAGAAAGUGUACGAGAGUGCAAGAGUGAGAGCUAGAGCGUGGUUACUUUUAAGAGGCAUCUACCCGUACCCCAAUCCCCCUCGAAGACGGCUUCAAAUUAUUUUUAUAAAUAGCGAGAAGACAAAGGAAUAUGGUUCCUCUCUUUCGAGACAUAAGAAGCGUGUGGCGCGAUCGAGAUUUUACUGAAUCGAUCUCCCAUCCCUCGCUACUCGGCGCAUAUCCCCCGAACCCCUACCGGGUUCUUGUUCAAAUGCCACGUGCGAAGAAUUGCGUCACUCCAGGCAUAGAGAACUCUGGACAUGACGAGGGAGGACUGGAUAGCCCAGCGGCCGAGGACGAUCGCGAGGUCGUCGCGCAUCAGAUAUAAACUCACCGGCAGGUUCCUCUCAGCAUAUCGAAAGCUCGACACCCAGGCUCCCCGAGCCAGGGAUGGGCAAAGUUUCAGAUUCGUCUGUAACGGACAACCAAUAAAACUUAACGUGUAACAAACAUUAUAUAAACAUUUGUCAAUCGUUUCAUUCUGUAAUUCCAAUUGUAAUCUUCGUUCGACGCGUAACGAACGAAGAAGGUAUAGUUACCUUAUUUGUUAUACGUUUAGCGAGAUCUAAGAAUUUUGUCCAUCUCUGAUCCUGGGCCAAGAUUAUUCGUCCCCCAUGAAAACUCAGCGAGAGUUCUGCACGCUCGUCGCCGGUUGUAAAUACGUAAAAAUCAACGACUCUCAAGCAAGGAGCGGCGAGCUUGGCGAUCCUCCUCGGCGGCUGACGGUUAAACAUAAUUGUACAUACGAAACGGGACGAUCGUCUCGCGAGCGUUCGACGCGAAUCGAGGACACGCGAACGGUGCGUUCAGGCUAACUUUCUGUACUUACGUUGUACGAGGAAUAGAGGAAGGAUCGUGAUCGAUCGUGAGAGUGAGAGAGUGGUUCGCGGUCAGAACGGUGGAUAACACGGUGGAAUCGAUUUUUUGUUCACUCUCUUUUUUAUUUUGUAACGGUUCAACGAUUCGGACCACGAGAAUAAGAACUGGAGAAAGCACAAGUGCGAGGAUUAAGCAAAAAGGCAGUUUAUAGGUGUGAACGAUAGGGGAGAAACAGGAGGGAAUGAGAAUACGGAUGAUCACCCAUCGAACACGAAAAAAGUUCAAACAUAUCUCACGCAUAAUUGUAUAUAUACAGCAGCGGCGUACGCCUAACCAAUUACCUUAUUACGAUUAUUAUUAUUAUUAUUAUUAUUAUUACUAUUAUUAUUAUUAUUAUUAUCAUCAUCAUCAUUACGAUGAUUCUUAUUAUUGUCACGAUCAUGAUUUUAUUAUUAUUAUUGAUUAUUAAUUAAUUAAUUAUUAUUAUUAUUAUUAUUAUUAUUAUUAUUAUUAUUAUUACUACCGAUUAAUGAUCGCCGAGGAGAUCCUUCGUGAGAGAAAAAGAGGACAUUUUUGUUUUUGAACAAAAAUAUAGCUCAACUCAAUGUGUACCCAGUUGCCAUGUAUUUUAAUUUAUUUAGAUUCUUAAAUAAAUUUUAUUGAAUAAAAAGAAAAACCGAAAGAACAACAACAAGAAAUAAAUGAUCACGUGUGUCGAGUGUCCGUGUUUACUCCGUCUACUUUCUGUUCUUUCUUUGCUUUCUUGUUCACUCUGUGUUGCUUCUUUUCGUUUCCGUUCUUCGGUUUCCGCGUCGUCUUCCGGUUUCCGUUUCCCCGAUGCGACCGUGUGCGACGUUAUCAUCCCCCUCCUCGACAUAUCACGCGUGCACAGCUAUAUUUUUCUUCAAAAGCAUAUCGGGAACCGUUUCCCAGACGAAUUUCUCAGGCGGGUGCAUCUCGCUCUCCGCAACUUCGCGUUCCUCUCUCGCUUGUCAUCCGGAAGCCGAUGAACGGAAGGAAUCGAACGGGUUUCGCUGUUUUCGUUGCUUUCUUCGCUUAUUGGAUUGCUGGGAAAAAGAAAAUAGAAAAGGAACGAAAUUCGUUCGGAAAUUUCCCGUUGCGUUCAACCAAGUAUUCGAAAAUCAACGGGUGGCUUCGAACCAGGGUUGCCAUAAGGCCAUAAGUUGAGCGAAAGCAGCUGCGUUGAGCCUCGUAAGACGUAUUAAGAAAUAGUAAAGGGGAAACUUAGUUUAGUAUAGUGUUGAUAUGUGACGUCAUGUUAGGCUCAACGGGUUGAGCCUUUGCUAGUAGACACGGUACAAGAAAGAAGUGGAGCAUUCCACUGAGAAAACUGUUGAGCUGAAUUGAACUGAAUUCUCUUGUAUUCUCUGCUUUGAUUCCUUCAGUUACUUCGAAUAGAUGAAUUAACCCUUUGCACUCGAGAGGUGACUCUCAGUCACCACUAGGUUUUCUUUAGGUUUAAUUUCUUUGAAAGGUGACCUGAUUCUCAAAUCUUAAAUUAGAGAUCUCAUUUUCGAAGUUAAUAUAAUCUCAGCAUUCGUGGCAAUAGAAUGCUAAGAAAGCAUCUCGAGUUGCUGGUAGAUACCAGAAAAAAAGGUCUCGAGUGCAAAGGGUUAAAGCAGAGAAUCCAAGAGAAUCGCCCAACAGUUUUCUUAGCGAAAUGCACCUAAGGAUACAGCGAUAUAGCUUUCUCUCUUGUUCUAUGCGACGUUACGCUUGGCUCAAUGUGUUGAGCUCUCGCUGAUAACCCUGGUCCGAAGAGCCGCAACGAAGGUAUCUGUAUGAGCUUGAAGCUCAGUCGAGAUAACUCGCAUAACCUCGCUUUACUUUUAAUUGGACGACGAAUUGCUACUAGAAACUGACAAGGGACAACAUGAGACUCGGAGACACGCAACGGAUGGUCGAUUGUACGUACAUUGCUGCGAUAGGUCAGCGGCGAUUCAUAGGGAGGAUAAAUUACACAAACAUACAUACACUAGAGGUGGGCGAAAUUCUUAUUCGAACGAGAAUUUAAAAGAUAAGCAGCCGUUUAUCCGUAAACGAAAAUUUAAAUUUGAAUUAUAUAAAAUUCAAAUUUAAUAAAAUAUUUCAAAGUAGUCGCGAAUAAAUUGCUAUACGUUGGUUUUACAAGUUGUCCGUGUUUCGAAUGAAAUUUUGCCCAUCUUUAACGCACAGACACACACGCAUACGCUCGCGGUCACGCACUUGUAUUCGCGAUGGUAAUCAUGUAAAAUAAUAACGACAAUAAAUAGCUCUUAAGCUCCGUCUAAGCUAGGCGCACAUCUGUCGAUAGUCUUAGAUAGUCAAAGUGAAAAGGUGAAGAGAGUGCGCAGUUCGAUUCGAGUCGAGAGAUCGGCGAUCGCAAAGGUCCUGGUCGCGUUCUACACGAACGUACGUGGGUCUGACUAGCAAGAUUAUUCCAAUUGCUGAUCAAAUCUCAUAGAUCUUUAUAUUUACCUCGAAAGAGUACUUCAUAAAUGCAAAUUUGAACUGAGGAGGUAUUGGUGCCCUUUGGAUAAGAUAUUUUGACACCUCGCCAGCAUUGCAGCUAGUAUUUCUGUAUGUAGCAAAUGACACUCUGUUAUUGUAUGACAAAAUUAGUGUGUUAUUUGACGAAGAAGAAGCUAAAUGCAAUAUUUGGUCAAUGGACACAGCUUGUGAUGCUUUGCCAGCAGUUCACUUGGCUUCUUUAUGGAACAAAUGACGCAUUGGUAUUGUGUGACAGAAUCAGUGUGUCAUUUGACGAAGAAUAAGUUAAAUGCAUUGUGUAGUCAAACGUCACAGCUUACACCUGGAAGUGUCACUUAAUAUCAACUAUGAAGGACCAGACCUUGAAGGCCUCAGGUAUCUUGAAGGAGUAUUCUAGCGUAGAACGUGUGUUUGAUCUAUUUUUGUCAUUUUGUUUUAACAUUUUAACUACUGGUUAUUUAGAAAGAGUCUACACCUUGAAAAAAGCUACAUAGAUUAAUGUACGUUAAUCUAGGCUGUCAUAAACCUUUGGAUACAGUUACUAGGUACAUCAAUAGCCUUGUACCUGUCUCCAAAAAUUGAGCAUUGCGAGACUACUAACGACGCAGUUAAUAAACUCAAGGAGGUAAAUAGUGGAUUAAAAAGCCUAUAAAUAGCUCAUAAAAGACUAUAAAUCCCCCAGGUAGAUAACGUGCUAAGCAAAAACUAUAAAUGUUUUAUGUUCCUACGUCAAAACUCACGCGUCGCUUUCAAGAAUAUCUUCGUAUAGCUCCCACGAUUCCGAUCGUUCUAUUUUAUAUUUACAACAAAUAUUCUCAAAAAGUUUAGAUAUCGUAUGUAGCAGAAUGAUAUGAAAAAUCGAUAAUUAAAAAAUGACGAUACUUGAAAGAUUGACUAUUUCUUUUUUCACACUCACAAAAUUUGAAGUCAAUCGGCCAGGUGGAUUUUAAAAUUUGCAUUUAAUUCUUUGAAGACCAAACAUUGUUUUUGGACUUGCUUUUACAAAUUUAAUUGCUUGUAUAAAUCUGCGUGUACUUACUCGUUAAGAUUAAUUGUGCAAAAAUAAAAGAUUUUAAUUCAGAGUGUUCUCAAAACAUAACGUUACGAAGAAACAAAUAAUUUAGUUAUUUGACAUUGUAUUUUGAUCUAUUCUACUGUUUUUAGAAGAGAAAGGAAAAUAUCAGUAUUAAAUUAUACGAAAAUUUAUUGUAAAUCAAUAUUGCAUUUGUAACAAUUGUAUAUAGUUUGGGGCCUUUAUACUUUCUGUGCUGCUUUUACGUUCAAUUUUAUUACUACUAAUAUUUAAGAAAUUUGUCAUUUACGAAGUACUAAGCUUCUUCCGAAUUAAAUUUCUAAAUUCCGACAGAGUUUGACAAAUACACUUUUUAAAACAUAUUCUUUCAAAAAACUUAUAUCGAACCAAAAUGUAUUUUGUCGAAAUUCUAUGCUGGAAUACCUGCUUGAUUUCAUAGGUACCUGGGGUACAGGAACUGCGAAGUCCAAAGUAAUAUUUUCAAACGAAAAAAGACUGUUCAUCUUCAGAGGGCGUAUGUUUGCGCCAUUCGCAAUUGACUCUCAUUUUUUAAGAAGUGUAUAUACAAUCUUCGUAGCGAAAGAGUUAAGAAUGGUUAAAUGCGCGUCAUUAAUAUUAAACGAAAUGUGGAAUGUUGUUCUGUUAAUAAUUUAGAAAGCGUAUAGAUGUUAAUGGUCAUCAAGAGUACCCAGGUAAUUAUACAAUCAUGGCGUUUUGGCCAUUGUAUAAUUAAUAACUUUUCAAUAUCAUCUGUGUUUUCUUGACGGCUACAGCCAUUUACAUCAGGGCUGGGGACCUUUCAGCAUGGGAAUGUCUCGCAAUGCUGCACGCUUCGUGUAGAGCUAAUUUUGCCAAAAUUAUAAACACAUUACUUACUUCGAUAUAAAUUAAUCUCUGUUUUAAAGUUCAGAAAUAAACGGACGAUUUUGUACUCUAUGUUUUAGUUUAUUAACAUCGUACAUUAAAUUUUCUUUUAGGAAAUAGUAAAUAAUUAUUUUUUUAGUUGUUUUAUAUUUAUAGAUAAAUUUGUUGGGCAACAAUUAUUUGUUAGAUUUUUUAGACCAGAUAAUAGAUUUCAAAUGUCGAUAGUUUAAAAUUAUUCAAAUAACAGGACACGAGAAGUCUAAAUAUUAAAUAUAGUUAUUUACGUUGAGUAGGUAUACAGUUAAUGGGUUACAAUAAGUGAAAAUUAAAUUUAUAUAAAAGGCGACAAAGUAUAUUAUAGUAAAUAGCAGUCAAGAAAAAUUGGUUUUUAUAAAGUUGAAGCACGUGGCUUAAAAAACAACAAUUUUUUAGUUCCAAGUAACUGAAAUAAAAGUUGUUUGAGAAUAUGCAGAUUAUAAAUGAAGGAGAUACAGAAUUAAAGAAGUAUGAAAAAAGGAUGGUUGCGUCCUGUAUGUUGGAAGUUUCCCAUACCUGAUCUACACUUUUCCAUUAAUAUUAAACUUAACUUAAUCGCCGUGAAGGGAUCUGUCUGUACUUUAAAUUAUUUUUCAAUGUUUUUUAUAAUCAUUUAUUUUUAUGUUACUUAUGAACUGUACUUUCCACUAAUACAAAAGCAUACAAAAAAAUUAAUGGUUUCUACAAAAAAUUCACAACGUCGAGCCUAUUUAUAAACGCCUAAUUGUCUAUAAGCUCUAAAAUCAUGAUAAAAUAAAAUUCAUAUAAAGAGAGGAGAACCUAAAUGCUUAACAAGUUAAUUAUUGUCAUUCACACUUAAAUCUCUAUCAAAAAUUAAUUACAACAGUCAACUGUUUAUCGUAUAUGUGAUAUAAGAACUUACCAUAAUUAUUAGAUUAUCACAAUAACUGUAAACAACAAUGUUUGUCAGUUUUAAAUAUAUAAUUUAGAGUACUUAUUACACAUACUGGUAAUGUUCUUUAACAUUUGAACUACACAAAAAAAUACAGACUUUAAAUAACACAUAUGUUAAUAAAGAUGUGAAUGAAUAAUAGUUUUGUUUGCAAUGGAAUUAUACAAAAAUAUAAAAUUCAAACGGGAAGACAAAGAAAAGCCCUGAUAAAUAUUAGAAGCUGUGUCUCAUUAAAGUAAUACAAUUUUUCUUCUUUACCAGAAAUUUCAUUGCUUACAAAUUUCGACGCAUUUUAAUUCGUUUCUUUAUCAAUAUUUUUGUGUUAUUUAACGUUUUACUUUUUCAAAGAAAAUUACGCAACCACACGGUUGAAGAAUACACUUUAAUUAAUUCUUCCAUCAAUUACUGUGUUGCUCAUUAUUAACCAGCCAGUGAUAACAUGACACCAACAUGCAUGAUAUAUCGAACAAAUCAACGUUAAAAACAAAUUUUACCACAGUACUUAUACUUUGAUUCAGCAUUCACAAAUGACACGAUUACAUAGUCCCUGAAGGUCUUUUACGUUAAUUCUCAUUCAACCCACCAUAAAGGUUAAAAAAAUGUAAUUGAAAAACUAAAACAAAAUCAGACAAACAAUGCAUUUAAAAGUGAGAGAACGCAUUUUCCGACGAAGAGAAGUUCUUCGUAUUUACUUCAAAAUAUUUUAAUAGCCUGUUGAAGUAACAGAAAAAAAAUGUUUAGGAAGCAAUUGUCGAGAGCGUUUUUAAUUUAUAUUUUUAUUAUACUUGCGGUAUACUUUCUACAUCUACAUAAAGAAAUCUGUGCGAUUCCGCCAUCAAUUGGGAAUAGUCUUGCUAAUGAGUCGCCACCGUAUCGAUGGAGCCUUUCGAAAUCGUUUAAUUUUACUUUCGAAUUCGUUCGAAACACUCCCAGACAUACUUCUGUUUCUCUGGCAUAUCCCCUUUGGUGUAAACGCGUUACGCAAGAUUUUGCGAAAUUAGGUCGUAUUUACUUUGAAUCGGACCAUUGGUAGGUUCAUUCGUCGAAGGGAAUCACGUCGACGGUAAAUGGGAGUCAAAAUUGCUUUACCACGAGUUUCAGAAUUCAUUAAAACGCUGAAGUUCGCGGGACGACUCUAAUCGAGGCGAUCUUCUUCUUAUCGACUGUAUCGGUGCGGUUAUUCUAGACCAGAGCUGGACGUAUGAAGGGUAGAGAUAAGCACGACAAACUCAUACGGAGUUUUAAACUGAAAAGCGUCCGCCUGUGAACACACAAUAUGUUUUCACUUUAUGUACUUACAAUCAGAAUCUGUGAAUUAUACCUAUGUGAAUUAGACAACCUGAAAUAUGUCGAAUUGAAUACUAUUAUACACUACGUUGACUGUC